CGGGAAGGGGAGGGGGGAGAAGGAACAGCUUCAUCAGUCAGCGCGCGCAGUUGGGCGAGCGGUAGUAGCGCGUGCGGGAGACGUUUGGCCUCUCCCAUCCCACCCACCCCCUCCACCCACCCCCACCCCAAUCCUCGGCCGCGCGCUGUGUGCAGAAGGCGCUCUGUCCUCCCCUCAGCCCGCUCCCGGCCAUGGCCGCCGGCGAAGGGAGCGAAGAAGAGGUGCGAGUGCUGCAGACCCUCCGCGGGAAGAUUUGUCAAGCCAAAAACUUAGUGCCAUACUCUGGACAAAACAAGAUGAGAGACUGCUUUUGUACAAUCAAUUUGGAUCAAGAAGAGGUUUUUCGCACUCAGGUAGUAGAGAAAUGUUUAAGCCCAUUUUUUGGAGAAGAGUUCUACUUUGAAAUACCAAGGACAUUCCAGUGUUUAUCAUUUUAUAUUUAUGAGAAAAGUGUUUUACAGAGGGAUCUGCGUAUAGGCAAAGUAGCUAUCAAAAAAGAAGAUUUGAGCAAAUACUCUGGCAAGGAAACAUGGUUUAUGCUUCAACCUGUUGAUUCUAAUUCAGAGGUUCAGGGAAAAGUUCACCUCGAAUUAAAGCUGAAUGAGUUGAUUACAGAUAAUGGAUCAGUCUGCCAGCAGCUAGUAGUACACUUGAAGGAAUGUCAUGGACUUCCUCUUAUUAAUGGACAAAAUUGUGAUCCUUAUGCUACAGUGUCUGUUGUGGGUCCUUCAAGGAAUGACCAAAAGAAGACAAAAGUAAAGAAGAAAACAAGCAAUCCACAAUUUAAUGAAACAUUUUAUUUUGAGGUAACAAGGUCCAGUAGUUACACCAAAAAAUCACAGUUUCAGGUGGAAGAAGAAGAUAUUGAGAAGCUGGAAGUCAGGAUUGAUUUAUGGAACAAUGGUAACUUGGUACAAGACCUUUUCCUAGGAGAAAUCAAGAUUCCUGUCAAGGUGUUAGGAAGUGAUUCCUUCCAAGCAUGGUACCUUCUACAGCCAAGAGACAAUGGAAAUAAGUCGUCCAAAACGGAUGAUCAUGGAUCACUUAGACUGAAUAUAUGUUAUGCUGAAGACUAUGUGCUUCCAUCACAGUACUAUGCUUCCCUCAGAAACUUGCUGCUAAAGUCAUCAGAAGUUGAGCCUAUUUCUGCUUCUUCUGCUUACAUUUUGGCUGAAGUAUGUCGAGAUAAAUAUGAUGCCAUUUUGCCUCUUGUAAGGUUGUUGAUACAUCAUCAUAAACUAGUACAAUUUAUCACUGCAGUGGCAGAGUUAGAAUUGACGGAUACCCAGGAAGCAAAUACAAUCUUCAGAGGGAAUUCUUUAGCUACUCGAUGCCUAGAUGAAAUGAUGAAAAUAGUGGGAAAGCACUACCUGAAAGUUACAUUAAAACCAAUUCUUGAUGAGAUAUGUGAUAAUCCCAAACCUUGCGAAAUUGAUCCUUUGAAACUGAAAGAAGCUGAUAAUGUUGAAAUACACCAGGAAAAUCUGCGCUUCUAUGUUGACAAAGUAUUCAGUACAGUUGUACAGUCAAGUAUAAGUUGCCCUAAAUUAAUGUGUGAUGUGUUCUGUUCUCUGAGGCGCUUGGCUGCUGAAAGAUUUUCUAAUGACCCUCAUGUACAAUAUUCUGCAGUGAGCAGCUUUAUAUUUCUUCGUUUCUUUGCUGUAGCUGUAGUAUCGCCUCAUACUUUCCAUUUACGACCUCAUCAUCCCGAUGCACAGACAUCUAGAACAUUAACCCUUAUAUCAAAAGCCAUUCAGACACUGGGGAGCUGGGGAAGUUUGUCCAAAAGCAAGCUAUCAAGCUUCAAGGAAACAUUUAUGUGUGAAUUUUUCAAAAUGUUUCAGGAAGAGGCAUAUAUUGAAGCUGUUAAAAAGUUUUUAGAUGAGGUAUCAUCUACUGAAACUAAAGAGCCAAGUGUCAUGAGCGAGUCGAUUCAUCUAAAAGAAGGGGAAAUGUAUAAAAGAGCACAAGGAAGAACGCGUAUUGGGAAAAAGAAUUUCAAAAAGCGUUGGUUCUGUUUGACAGAUAGAGAGCUCACUUAUCAUAAGCAACAAGAUAAAGAUCCUAUUUACACCAUUCCAAUCAAAAACAUCCUUGCAGUGGAAAAGCUUGAUGAGAAUGCCUUUAACAGGAAAAACAUGUUUCAAGUGAUACAUGCUGAAAAGCCACUCUACGUGCAAGCAAAUAAUUGUGUGGAGGCUAGUGAGUGGAUAGAAGCUCUCUGUAGGAAGAGCAGAUACAACGAAAGCAGAUUGAGUGUUUAUCAUCCAUCUGCUUUUUUGAAUGGAAACUGGCUUUGCUGUAAGGCUACAUCAGAGAACUCAGAAGGUUGCACACCAUGCACUGUGGGUGUGCCUAAUGACAUCCAAAUAGAGAUUGAUGGGGAUCGAGAAGCAGAGAGAAUCUACUCCCUUUUUGCUAUCAACAUGCCAAAGCUGCAGAAGAUGGAAGAGGCUUGUGAAAGUAUAGCAGUCUAUCAAGGUCCGCGGAAGGAACCGGAUGACUAUUCUAAUUUCAAAAUUGAGGACUCAGUAGCAACUUUUCAAACACUUAAGCAAAUAAUAUCUGUUGUAGAAAAGUUGGAUGAGCAUCAUGACCGACAUGGGAAGAAAAGAUCAUCUAGUGCUAAAUAUGGCAGUGAAGAAAAUCCAAUUGUUGGGAAAAUUUCUUAACCAAAGACACACUGCAACAAAUGGAUUUCGAAGAAACUGGAGUAGUUUUCACUUUUUAAAAAUCCUGAUUGUAUGCUGAUUCAGAGUAUUUAAGAAUGUACAUUGCCUGGAUAUUAGCUGUGUACAGACAAUAUAUUUAUUAUUUAAUAGGGAAAAGACUUGCUUGGGAAUCUGAUUGUUUUGCAGGGUGAGGAACAUCAGUUCCAUUUCGCUUAAAGAACUAAAAGUGCCAGAAGAUGAAAGUAAACAAAUUUUCUAGCGCUGGAAGGAACUACUAAAGGAAUAAGCUUUCUAAGGGAGGAAAUUAACUACCACUGCAGAAGGGACUUUGGGUGUGCCAAGAUAAUAAUCAAUUUCAUUUAUGAACCAUCGGUACCUAUUCUGUGGACAAUGAGUCUUGGCAAAAGAAAUCCCAACAGGUAACAAAAGGAAUUGAAGCUUUAUAUACAGCGCACGGCCACUUUUAAAAUGGUCCUUUCUUAAUCCACAAUAGACAUUUGUAAAGAAACAAAGUGGUACUUUUUAAAUGUGCAUUCAUAAUUAGCAAUGUUAUGUUAUUUAAGUGAUAUUACUGAAGCAGGACAAGUCAGGGAGUCUAUGCAUCUUGUUUACAAUUGGAGUGAGCAGUGAAUGGAGUGACAUGGGACCACUGUCUGAAUUUUGUUUUUGUUUUUUUAAAUAGCCAAUUACUAGUACUUUAUUUAGCAAUCAGGGCUUUUUGGGAAGUACUGUGUAAGAACUUUGUGCUGUUGGGAAACUAUUAUGGGUGCAUACCAAGCAACAUCGACCUGCCAAUCAAAACAAUCGCCCUAAAGAUAGGUAUUACACAUUGGAAAUAUGUCACAUCCAAUUGCGACUAGUUGUUUUCGAAAACCACUCCAAGCACUUUAAAUAUCUGGAUUGCCCCCAGAUUAUAUUUAAAGAUACUUUUUAGUAUCUAAUCAUUAUGAUCAGUUGAAUGAUCACUAUUGUGGCUUAAAACAAUGCUUUUGUGAACAUUUUUAUAUCUAGUUUUUUACUUGCCAGUUGAAGUUUUGGACUCAGAUUUGCAUUUAGAAACUCUUAAUCUUGCCUUCUUGAUAUAUUUUUAAUCAUAGGCUGAUAAAAAUGUAUGUAAUGAACAGAAACAUGGUAUCCCACUAAGGCAUAGGCUGGACCCAUUGACAUCAAUACACUUAACUCCAUUGAUUUCAGUGGGUCUGCUCUAAGUAUGACUAAUGCUUGAUAUCACCCCAGGCUUCCUUUCAUCAGUAUUAUUGAAUGUGGUACUAGGAAACCUCAUAUUGGGAGCAAUUUUCUGAGCACUGUAAAAAUUGAUAUAUUGCCACAUAUUUGUAUAUUGUUGUUCUAGUUUACUUUUCUACACUUGUUUUUCUUCUUUUUGGCUGCUAUUUGCCACUGUUGUGGUUAAUAUUUGUUUUAAUUGAUAGAAAUUGGGAAGAAUGGAUACAAGCUGCUUAAAAUACUACAUGAAUUACUAACAGUAUGGCAUUGCCUAAGAAAAAAUUCAAAGAUCUUGCUGUAGGAUUCAGCAGCCAGAUUACAAGGCUUUCUGCACCAGCAAAUAAAUGCUUAUAAUCUACUCAGCUACUUUAGGCAUGCUCAAAAGGGUUGCAUGCAGCCAGUGGAAGUCAUUUUGGAACAGCCGAUACCCAUGCCUUAUCACUAACUGCUUUGGAUAGGUCUUUUGAGUUUCAGAAAUAGUUUGCCAUAAACAUGGGGACUAUUGUUGAAGUCCUCUGGGCCCAUGGGCUUAGCUGUGUAGUGCUUUGGAUCAUGGAUCUGAGUGGAUUAGCAGAAUGAAUGGCGCAGAAGUUAUGUAAGAAGAACACUAUAGAGGUACAAACAAAUCUAAGAAAAUUACAACUGAAUCAAUAAUUGGGAGGUAGAAAGCUAUUUUAUAUAUGUAUUUCAAGUGCAGUGACUCCUGAAUCAGAGGUGUUCUUCUUUCUAUGCUCUGCAUUCAGCAAUGGACAAAGCCAGAAGUACUGACGGAAAUUAUUUCCUCUAGAUAAGGCUCUCCAUCAGAAUACCCUGUUCAGGCCUGCGUAUUCUACAAUCUACUAUCGUCUGAUAACAUUUUUUAAAAAUUGUACAUGGCACAUUUAUCCACCCUAGGUUUAAACAAAAAGAUUGAACUAAAAUAUUGGAGAUGUGAUUGUGCAUUGCAAUUUGUUUGUUCGGGGACUUGUUUCAGUGGGUUUUACUGUUUUUGAUAGGCAAAUGCUAUUAAUUCAAUCAUUGGUUCAUCACCUGGGUGAAAGCUACAUACUAUAUCAGUUGUAGUAGUGGGAUCAUGUCAUAUGUCACUCUUUUAAUCUUUAUUUAAUUCAAUUGGUGAAAAAUAAAGAUGCAAAUAAAUGCAAAUAGUACAAUCAAUACAAAAUAAUAGUUAUAUUUAUAUUAGUUCUUAAUCAUGUACAUAGUUUUAAACAGUGGCCUAAUUUGCUCAUCAAGGUAAGUCAUUGCUUAUCAUUCCAUCUUUACCACUCCUGUAGCAUGAGGGAAAACGAGCCACAAUCCCUGAUUUAAAAGUAUAUCCAAAUCAAAAUUGCCGUUUGUUGUGCUGAAACAAACUGCAGUUGAAAAGCCAAGAACUUUGGGUUUACAUCAUUGUUUGCUUGAAACAAAAUAAGCCACAAUUUCUGGUUUGGAUAUAACACUAAAUUGGGGAUUAUGGUUUGUUCCUCCAAGGGAAGGACUGAAGUGGGGGUGUUCUGCAUUUUCAUGGUGAGCCAUUGACUAUGCUUUCCCUUGAAAUCUGAGCACUUAAGGUGUCCUGAGACAAUC
This is a messenger RNA of Podarcis raffonei (Aeolian wall lizard), 5462 nucleotides long. It is a transcript of the gene RASA2, whose product is annotated as RAS p21 protein activator 2. Gene Ontology annotation, biological process: intracellular signal transduction; regulation of GTPase activity. Lineage: Eukaryota; Metazoa; Chordata; Lepidosauria; Squamata; Lacertidae. The transcript is spliced from 24 exons. Bases 192 to 2672 code for a protein of 826 amino acids. The record is from RefSeq and is a predicted model, not a curated record.